AUGGCCGUGCCAUAUGUCAAGUGCCAGAUUUCUCCUGUGUCAACAGCACCUGCCCGGGCCUGUGAAGAUUCUCUUGAUGAGGCCUCAGGCAUAGCUGCACUCUGUCACCCUCCUUCUGAGCUCUUCCUCACACAUGCUCUCAAGAUUGUGAACGCCAGCACUGAGCCUCAGCCUGUUUCAGCUGCGGCCCUAGCUCUCCAACUGCUGAGCAGCAGUAAGACCUUCUCUCGGGUGGAGGAGCCUUGGACCUGGAAGGAGGCCCUGCGGUACUGCCGGGAGUAUUGCACAGACCUCGCAGACCUGGAGAGCAUCAACAGCCUUAUGGACAUCAUGGAGGUGUACUCCUACACCAGCGGUACCCAGGCAUGGAUUGGCCUCUUCUACGAUAUGCGCCUCUCUGACCUGAGCUGGUCUAGUGGCUCCACCUUCACCAUCCCAACAUGGGUCCAGGAUGGCAUCUGUGCUACUCUGUACUCGAGGGCGAUGUUCCCCGCCCUCGGGGCUGCCUCCUGCACAGAUCAGAAGCCCUUCAUUUGCUAUUAUGACCCCGCUGUAGGGCACCGCAGCUCCUCGGAGUCCUCUCUCAAGGACCUGACCACUCUUCCAGAGGAAGCCAAGGUCAAGAUUGGUGGACAGAUCUUCAUUCGGAUUGUUAAACAAACCAUGUCAUGGCUCCUGGCUCUGAACUACUGUCGCAACCACUACACAGACCUAGCCGAUCUGCAGAGAGUGACUGAUGAGGACAGAGAAGCCCUCCAGUCCAUCACAAGUGAUGUUGAUGCCUGGAUUGGCCUCUACUUCAAUAUAAAGAUCAAUCUGACCUGGUCCAGUGACUUGGGAUCCAGCGUCCCUGAGUGGCUACAGCCAAUACCCAUAUUUGGCCAAGGACUGUGUGCAGGACUCCGUACAUUUGCGAAUCACCCGCAGAUUUAUGCAGUGACUUGCCACACGUUGAUGCCUUUCAUCUGCUUCUAUGACCCCUCAAUUGGACAUCGGAAGUCUGCAGAGAUGCCUUCACUCAUUGAUACUUCCUCCCAUGAAGGGACUCACCCCUCAAGAGUUACUACCAGGACAACCUCUUGGCCAAACGCAGGGACAGGCACUGGCCCCAUAGGCGCCUCCCAAGCACUGGUUUCAGCAACCGGGAUCCCGCAGCGAGUGAGUCAUGGACCAAUGGCGGUCAGCUCUGCUACCUGUGGCUUCAGCACCUGUGAUACCACAUCCACCGCCACCACCACUGUGGGCCUCACCUCCCUCCAGCCUCAGGGGAAAAUUUCAUUAAGUCCUCUGACGACCCCUGCACCCUCAGGAGCUGUGACCAGCACAGAGGGUGGCACACAUAUAGGAGCUAUAACUAUUACCACUCAGACCCAACAUAUGAGCUUACAUAAGUACCCAGAGUAUGAAGAGAAACCACCAGCAGCAGAAUCGGAGCACUCCUUUGGAAUCUUGAAAGCAGAUUUUACCAUCCCAACACUGGGGGAUCCAGGAGAGAUGAAAGACCAACUUUUGAGUGAGAUCCAAGAAGCCUUAAAGCUUAUACUAGGUCAUGAGGAAUUCACAUUGAAAUGGAUCGGCUUCGAAGUAAACAAAAACUAG
Psammomys obesus (fat sand rat) is the source of this 1599-nucleotide messenger RNA. RefSeq names its product C-type lectin domain containing 20A (gene Clec20a). Lineage: Eukaryota; Metazoa; Chordata; Mammalia; Rodentia; Muridae. The coding region runs from base 1 to 1599 and encodes 532 amino acids. The record is from RefSeq and is a predicted model, not a curated record. The transcript is spliced from 10 exons.